AUGAACAAAGCCAACAGGUUCAAAGAACCCGAACUUUCUUUUCGCCCUUCACACAACAGGCACAGCGCUCAACAUCGCCGCCGAACGUGCCAACGACUGCUCAAGAGCAAGGCAUUCCCCAAUUCGGGGCGAGAGGCAGCCCCCAUUCGGGGUGAGGACGAAAUCACGGCCGACGAGGCCACUCCUGCCCCUGAGGCGGAGCAGAACUCGACAAUGGGUCACCGUUCCGGCGCCUCUGGGGCUGCCGGUCCCAGUCUCGACACGGUCGAACUAGGAUUGACACAUUUGUCUAGCUUCACUCUUAUAAUGAUAGAACCAUAUAGCAAAUGA
Fusarium musae is the source of this 330-nucleotide messenger RNA. RefSeq lists its product as uncharacterized. Lineage: Eukaryota; Fungi; Ascomycota; Sordariomycetes; Hypocreales; Nectriaceae. The coding region runs from base 1 to 330 and encodes 109 amino acids. The transcript has 5 exons. The record is from RefSeq and is a predicted model, not a curated record.